Messenger RNA from Cydia amplana, 1104 nucleotides. RefSeq lists its product as uncharacterized. The coding region runs from base 1 to 1104 and encodes 367 amino acids. The transcript is spliced from 3 exons. The record is from RefSeq and is a predicted model, not a curated record. NCBI's taxonomy places the organism in Eukaryota, Metazoa, Arthropoda, Insecta, Lepidoptera, Tortricidae.
AUGUUAGAAAACCUGCGUGUUGUUAUAAACUCAGUCGUUGCAGACAAACUCCCAACGGACGUGAAAAUUAAACCUAUAACCAGCGAUGGUGCCAACUUCACGUCAUUUAUAUUUGAAAUUACUGUUGUCACCGCAGAAGGGACCUUGGAACUUUUUGCUAAAGUAGCCACCAACCGCGACAUAGAACAUGUGUUUGUUACGGAAAACUUUGUCUACUCGACACUAUCAAAGGCUUAUGAAAGUUUACAAAAUCUACAUGGAUCUGACCAAAUAUUUACAUUCCCAAAAUUCUACAAGACUGAAGCAAUCAAAGGGGUCCAAAAUAUCGUUUUGGAGAAUCUAGCAUCUGAAGGAUACAAGUGUCAUGACAGACUAAAGAGCAUGGACUGGAAAUAUGCGUCUAAAUGUGUAGAAACUUUAGCUAACUUUCAUGCGCUGUCUUUAGCUUUUGGCAAGGAGGAUCCUGAGCAGUUUAAGCAAGUUGAAGAGUCAUUGAAGCUGCCUCCGUUGACAGAUCCAGAAUGGAGAGGUCUCGCUGAUGGUGCGUUAGCAGCGGUAGAUGGGGUGGAUCGUGAGAAGCUGUCUAAACUGCUAGAAGGAUCGGUGGGCUGGAGUAAACUUAGAGAAUUGAAUGAUCCACGUAAAACCCCAGUGAUCAUUCAUGGAGACUAUCGACCUAGCAAUUUGAUGCACAGAGAAGUGAAUGGUGACCUUCACGUGAUCCCAGUAGACUACCAGCUGACCGGGCUCGGAUGCCCAGCAUCUGACCUCAUCUACUUCAUCGUGCUGGGCUCAGAUCAGCAGUUCAGGCAGAAGUAUUACCACAAGCUGGUAGACCACUAUUACCAAGAGCUGGUUCUGGCGAUGACGAGGCUCGGCUUGAAGCCUGAGGUGGUGUAUGGGAGACAGGAGUUUGAAGAAGACAUGAGAGCGAAACUGCCUCUCGGCUUGUGCGUAGCUGCGCAAGGGCUGCCGUUCGUGACGACGGAUCCUGCGAACGCUGCGACCUUCGAAGGCGGAUGGUUCGUGCCUGGCUCCAACGAACUGUUCGUCGAACGAUUCCGCGGGCUCAUGGACGACUUCAACCGAUGGGGAUUCAUAUAA